AUGCAUCGUGUUGUCCAGAAUUUCAAUAACGCCCACCUGAGGCAAAGGAAAGACGUUGAGGACACCCACACUUUCGGUGUGCCUUUAAGCUGUCUGGUUGAUUUGCCGUCUAUGAGCAUUCCCCGAAUUGUAACGAACAUCUGCGAAUUUUUACUUAAGUACGGACUGUGCGUUGAGGGAAUCUUUCGUGUUAAUGGAAGUGCGAAGAAAAUAUGCAGUUUAAAGGCCCUCUUCGAUGUCUCGCCCGACUUCAGUCUGACGAAUUCCUAUGUACACGACAUUCAUGCGAUUUGCGGCGUUUUCAAACUUUUUCUGCGAGAAAUCCCCGACGGCCUCGUUCCAGCGCUACCUACGAAGAAUGUCGUAAAGGUCAUGGAUCGUUUCAAGGACGACAAAUCUCGGUGCACGGAGCACUUAGGGAUGAUACUUGACACCCUGCUUGAAGAAAACUACACCUUGUUGAAUUAUCUUUGCAACUUUCUUCGAAAGUUUCUUACGCACGAGUCCGUCAAUAAGAUGCCGGCCUCCAAUAUGGGCAUUGUUUUCGGCCCAUGUGUCUUCAAAUGCAGCGCGGGUGUACAAGUGAGCCUUUUAUGUAUUCUUUUGUAUUCUUUUUAUAAACAAUAUUUCAAACCACAUUACUUUAGCCCACGUAUUCUGCCGUGGGAUGUAAACUUUAAAGACCUUGCUUAA
Molecule: messenger RNA, 693 nt
Organism: Dibothriocephalus latus
Lineage: Eukaryota; Metazoa; Platyhelminthes; Cestoda; Diphyllobothriidea; Diphyllobothriidae
Source: the annotation of a GenBank genome assembly